Messenger RNA from Oreochromis niloticus (Nile tilapia), 439 nucleotides. Its product is annotated as adenylosuccinate lyase-like. The record is from RefSeq and is a predicted model, not a curated record. Gene Ontology annotation, cellular component: cytosol. Gene Ontology annotation, biological process: 'de novo' AMP biosynthetic process. Lineage: Eukaryota; Metazoa; Chordata; Actinopteri; Cichliformes; Cichlidae. Gene Ontology annotation, molecular function: (S)-2-(5-amino-1-(5-phospho-D-ribosyl)imidazole-4-carboxamido) succinate lyase (fumarate-forming) activity; N6-(1,2-dicarboxyethyl)AMP AMP-lyase (fumarate-forming) activity. The transcript has 3 exons. Bases 102 to 395 code for a protein of 97 amino acids.
UUGCUUGUAGAAACUCUCCCUGUUUGUCAUCAUGUCUCUGUGUUCAAUGUUCUCCUCCUCAGGCUCUGGGUCUGCCCAUCACUGAUGCUCAGAUUGCAGAGAUGGAGAGCCAUGCAGAGGACAUUGACUUUGCCAUGGCGGCUGAAGAAGAGCGAAAGCUGAGGCACGAUGUCAUGGCGCACGUCCACACCUUUGCACACUGCUGCCCCACAGCUGCUCCCAUCAUCCACCUCGGAGCUACGUCAUGCUAUGUGGGAGACAAUACUGAUCUCAUUGCAUUGCGUGAUGGCUUCAACAUCCUCUUGCCCAAGCUGGCCAGAGUCAUCGACCGGCUGGCAAACUUUGCAGAGGAAUACGCUGACCUCCCCACGCUCGGCUUUACACACUUCCAGUGAGUCCGACUGCAGCUGCAGUGUUGUAGCUCAGACAGAGGUGAAGA